This is a messenger RNA of Penicillium longicatenatum, 1008 nucleotides long. RefSeq lists its product as uncharacterized. The record is from RefSeq and is a predicted model, not a curated record. Lineage: Eukaryota; Fungi; Ascomycota; Eurotiomycetes; Eurotiales; Aspergillaceae. The transcript has a single exon. The coding region runs from base 1 to 1008 and encodes 335 amino acids.
AUGGGCUCCAACUCCACACAUACCAGCCUAGUGAGCUGGCGACUGGAUGACGAUAGCCGCUCUGCUUGGGACAUACUUUGGGCUUGUGGUUCCACCAUAUUUGCCUGCACUUGGACAGUCAUACAUGCCGAUGUACCUAAUCGAGAUGCUACCAACUUCCGACAAACCAUCAUGUUCCUACGCACUUGGUUUAUGGCACUCCUAGUCCCGGAGGUGAUUUUCGGAUUCGCCUGGCUACAGCUUACAAAUGCAAGAGAGUCCCAAAAUAUGUAUAAUGUAGCAUUGAACCAUGAACCAACUAAACUAAAAUCACCUGAGACCUCCAUGCACAGCCCACCCGAGAAACUUCGUGCAGAUCCAGGUUCUGAGACGUGGUCACUAGUUCAGGCCUUCUGCAUCAACGCGGGCGCAUUGGCCUUACGAACAAAGGAUGAAUGGGUCUACAGUGUACUAACCGAUGAGGAGAUGGUGGAUUUUAUUACAUCGGGCACUGUGAGGCCCUCGGACCUUCCUGAGCAGGAGAUCCAGUCUCGCGCUAAAGCAGACUCGUUCGCCAAACUUUUCACCUUAUUCCAAGUUACGUGGUUUCUCUGCAACGCUUUCACAAGAUGGGGUUACCACAUUCCAGUAUCGCCAUUGGAGUUGGCAACUGUUGCCUAUGUCGUCAUCGCCAUUCUUACAUAUCUCACUUGGUGGUAUAAACCUAAGGACAUCAGCACACCCGUCCUUGUGAUUCUACCCUGUGACCGUCGGACUUUGGAGGCGAAUUUCCCGGAUAAGAUUGAUUCUCACCGAUGGACUCACUUGAAGGUCCAAGUCAAGAAAGAGACCAUGCUGGAUACCCUCAAAUCAAGUCUCACGACUUCAAUCUUUGUCAUAGACCCCCCACAAGAGGGCGAGGUUGUGAGGAAGAAGGAGAACAAGGGGGCCACGAUCCUCUCAUUUAUAUCACUCUUCAUCUAUUCAUUUGCUGCUCUAGCAUACAGUGGGAUACAUCUUGCUGCGUAA